Gavialis gangeticus (Gharial) is the source of this 4906-nucleotide messenger RNA. It is a transcript of the gene SERPINB1, whose product is annotated as serpin family B member 1. Gene Ontology annotation, biological process: negative regulation of endopeptidase activity. Gene Ontology annotation, molecular function: serine-type endopeptidase inhibitor activity. The record is from RefSeq and is a predicted model, not a curated record. The coding region runs from base 233 to 1369 and encodes 378 amino acids. The transcript has 7 exons. Lineage: Eukaryota; Metazoa; Chordata; Crocodylia; Gavialidae.
GAGAAAGUCAGAGAAACUGAAAGCAAAAGUCUUCCUAAGCCCCUGGGGAAAGGGGGAGGAAGAAGCGGAAGCUGCUUUGCCUCCCCUUCCCCGCACAGGCGGCCUCCUGAGCCCUCUUCGCGUGUCAGCUGCCCAGGGAGAGCAAAGCCUGGGCCUGAAGUCUGCCCCUUCUUCCCGGGUCCUUGGCCGAGUUAACUCUGGACACCACCUUCGCCUGGUAGUGCUUGUGACAAUGGAGAAGCUAAGGAAUGCAAACACCUGUUUUGCACUUGAUCUACUUAGAAAGUUUAAUGAAACAAAUCCAACAGGAAACAUCUUCUUCUCUCCCAUCAGUAUUUCUGCUGCACUGGCCAUGAUCCUGUUAGGGGCCAAGGGUAACACAAAGACACAGAUGUUGAAGGCACUUCAUUAUGAUGAUGCUGAAGACCUUCAUUCAAGAUUUCAGACCCUGUCUUCUGAUGUUAACAGGCAUGGAGCUCCCUAUCUGUUGAAGCUUGCCAAUCGUCUGUAUGGAGAGAAGACCUACAUUUUUUUACCAGACUUCUUGGCUAACACUCAGAUAUUUUAUGGAGCCAGUUUGGCUAUGGUUGAUUUUCUCCAUGCUUCUGAUGAAGCAGAGAAGCAUAUUAACCAGUGGGUAGAAGAACAGACUGAAGGUAAAAUCCCCAAUCUGUUGUCUGAAGGCUCACUUAAUAACACAACCAGACUGGUGCUGGUGAAUGCUAUUUAUUUCAAAGGUAAAUGGGGAGAAAAAUUUGAAGAACAGAAUACCAAAGAAAUGCCAUUUCACAUAAAUAAGAAUGAAACAAAGACAGUGAAAAUGAUGCAUCAGAAAAAGAAAUUUCCAUUUGGGUAUAUCUGUGAACUGGAGUGUCGUGUGUUAGAACUUCCCUAUGAUGGAGACGAACUUAGCAUGAUCAUCUUGUUACCUGAUGAAAUAAAAGAUGAUACCACUGGAUUACAACAGCUAGAGAAGCAGCUCACCUUUGAAAAGCUUUGGGAAUGGACAAAACCACAAAAUAUGCAGCCCAUUGAUGUUCACGUGCAUCUGCCUAAAUUUAAGCUGGAAGACAGCUAUGACCUUAAAUCCAGUUUGUCAAGUCUGGGCUUUCUGGAUAUAUUUGAUAGUAGCAAGGCUGACUUGUCUGGAAUGUCAGGUGCACGAGACCUUUUUCUGUCUAAAAUUGUUCACAAGUCUUUUGUGGAAGUGAAUGAAGAAGGCACAGAAGCUGCAGCUGCCACAGCUGGCGUAAUUGCACUCUGCAUGUUUAUGGAAGAGCAUUUCACAGCUGACCAUCCUUUCCUUUUCUUCAUCCGGCAUAACCCAACACAAAGCAUACUUUUCCUUGGCAGGUAUGCUUCCCCAUAACAGAAAAACAUAGUUUACUAUCUGAUUAAUUUCUACUGAAACCAACAGAGAUUUUGCCUUUGAAUUGAAAAGAAUUUAGGUCCAAAGGUUGAAAUUUGAGGCUCAUGUGUUUGUGUCUUUAACAAUUUUAAUUUAAAUCUGCAUUUCAUGAUAAAAUGAUUACCCAAUAAUUGAUUUAUUUUUCCUUCUUGGGAACCUUUACUUACUUAAUACCUUUUAGCCCUAGUAUUUGUUUGUAUUCCAUGAAAUCUCUUACAUGACCCCUCAAGUUGCUGACAAAAAAUAAUUAAUUUUCUGUUAUUAGAUAAUUAUCUAUUGAAAAAAAGUAACUGUCAGGGUUCUGACAAGUUCAUUUAAAGGUGCUAUGGGAUCUGAACCUGGAUCCCAAAAAUUGCACCUCCUGCCAUGCCUCCUUUCUGCUUACCAGUGCAGAGGGAAUCCAGAAUCAUAAUCAGGCUGAAAGAGCCUACUGUGACCCAGCGGUGUCCUGGAGCCAGAGCUGAUAAUCAGUGGAUUGUUGGCUGCAGUUCAGGGACAGCACUGGGACUGGCUUUUACAGUAUGCCAUGUGUUUAAUUUAAGGUGCCAUACAAACCAGAAAUUAAAAUUUUCUAUAUUAUACAUGGAAUGUUUUUAUGGCUGGUUUAUUUUUGGUGUCUUAACUUGGGUGUACAUGUAGCACCUUUGCCACUUAUGCUGCGAUUAACACUUUAAUUGCGGCAUAAAUGUAACAUGUAGACAGGUUCUCAUUCUCACAUAUCUAGGGAAUAAAUAUGAUAUCCCUAAAUACUUGGGCCUGCAGCCGUUAGGAAUCUCAGCCCCAGUUGUGCCCCAUGUAAUAGUGGACUGGCUUUGAAGCUUCUUGGGCAUAGAGAAUUCUCUCUCUCCAGAGUGACCUUUGCUAGUAAAAUAUUGGAGCAAUUUUUUUUGCAUUCGGUCCCUAGGUGCCAUAUAUGGAAUGCUUUGAAAAGCAGCACCUAGACUGGUAUUGUUCUCUGUUCUUGUGAUAUUUUAUUACAAUUUUUUAAAUAUUUUAUGUUUCCUUCACAUAUCUGGGAUCCAGAGCACAUGAAUACACCAGAAUCUCAGCUUUCUUUAAAAAGUUUCACUUCCUGCAAGCUUCAGAACACACAUUCUAAAGGUUCCAACAAAGGUUCAAAGCCAAAUGUAGUUUUUUAAAGCCUUACAAUUUUUUUGAGGCUAUCCUGUAUUUGUAGGGAUCUACCCUCUUCACAGUUUAGUGUUUUUCACAGAAACCAUGAAAAAAAGUGGCUUGUAUGAACCCUGUGAAAAUGGCAAUCUUGCAAUAACAACCAGAGUACAAAGGAAAUCAUGGCAAUCCCUGCAGCCAGAGCACGUGGUUUCACCGAGAAAGCUAGUGAUAGGCUAAGCCAGUGACACGGGCUCAGUAAAGUCUCCAGUCAAGGAAAUGAGAGGAUUGCAGCACCAUCUUUCAAACAGCCAGAGGCAGUGCAGGCAUUGAUGUCUGAAGAUGAUGAGUAAAAGAAAUUUCCUUAAAACUAAGAACAUUUCACCUAUGGAUCACGUAAGGCAUACCCUGCAGGAACCUUGCAUGCAGACGCUGGGAAAUUGUUCUGUUCAUCAUGCAAUGUGAGUCUGGAUGGGGUGAGGAAAAACAGCAUUUAUCACCACCAAAUUGCACAUGGAGCACAAGGCUGCUGUAGGGGCUGAAAGAGACCAAAAAACAAAUGACCUUAUCGUCAAUGUUUAAAGGGGUUACGAAAGCAGUGUGACAAAAAGAGGGGGGGUACAUUAUAGUCAUAAGCAUCCCUAUGCAUAAAACUGACAACCCUAAAUUAAGGGGGAACUUGAAGAAAAACAUGCCAAAUGGUGAAUGUUUUCCGUGUGUGGACAAUCUUUGCCAGGACUCUCUACCUGCCAUGAUUGCUUCGCAUAUACAGUCUACAAAAGCUACACCGGCAGAAUAUAAAUUCAUCUUAAUUGUAGCUGAUGAAGCUGCAGACCCUCAAAAUAACUUAUGUCUAGCACAUUUUAUUUGUACCUGGGAUCUGGACAGACCACAAACUUUGUUUUUCAAGCAGAGCAAGUUCACCUUGUGCCUGUCAAUUUUUCUACUGUGGUACUAGCUGUAGUGAAAGCUGUUGUAAACUGUAGCUUAGAUUUUAACAAGAUCUCAGCAUUUCUGUCUGGCAGUGUCGUAUGUAUGUGCAAAGAUUUCUCCGAUGUGCUCCAAGGAAUGCUCCCCAAUGCAAUUCAUGUCACCUACAAUAUGCAUGUUCUGUGUUUAGUAAGUGACACUUAGCGCACAUGGUUUCUUCCUUUAGAAAGCCUUCAAACAUUGUCCAGGCCAUAAGCUACAGUACAGGGAGUCCAUUGCCAAUCAAAGUGAGGGAUCUACAUGUGACUUCCACCAGAGCCAGUUCUUACAAGGUGAAAUUUGUGGUGUAAUGCAGUUUAUUAUCACUCUAAGAAUAUGAAGUACUACUAGCAAUUCAUGAGCAAUGAGCUGGAAAUCACACUGGACGCACAGUGUAUGCUUAAACUACGCGAUCAGAAAGAGAAACAUUGAAAAUCAAGUGAUGUUUGUGGCUGAAAAUGCUGUCUGGUUAACGGAGCUUCUGAUGUGCUUUCAAGGCUGGCAGGCUGUAAUCCAUCAUGCGCACACUAAGCUGAUGGAUCUGAUGAGUUGGGUCGAAGACAUGGCAUCACAACAGCUUUCAAACUGUCAACGUUGAAAACUAGUGGAGACAAGAACUGUUCCAGGCAGUAGCUAUGAAGUUGAAUCAAUACUACAAGGACAAUCGGUUACAUUCACCAUGUUUUAAACAACUGUUUGCCUCCUUUUUCGGUGCUGUUCACAUUUUGUGCUGUUCACUCAACCAGGUGUCUGUUGUGAGCUGUGACCCUCAGCUAGUGAAAUCAAUCCCUGCAUGGGGAAAAGACCAUGCCAGCAAACAUACUGCUUAUGUGAACCUUGUCAAAGAGUGGCAAAUGCCCAUGACUGUGUUUUGGGAGCUUAUUUGUGACUGGUUUCCACAUCUCUACAACUUAGCAAUAUACUGCCUUACCAUUCUAACCAUUCAGUGGCUGCAGAAAAUGUGAUCUCAACAUAUGGACAGGUGUUUACACUGCAGAGACAGGAUGUCAGCUGCAACUGCUGGUGAAUACUGCAUGCUAGCAUUUAACAAGUAAUAUGAUGAAUUGUUUCUAUCAAGGUUAGCGUUAUUUAGUAUGACAUGGGUCAAUACUGCAUCCAAAAUCCUUGGGUUUGGGGAAAAGGGCUGCUGUGUAACAUUUGGUAUGCAGAUAUAUUGAACUUCAGAGUUAACGCAUAAUUAAUUUUAUUCAUAGAAUGUUAAUCGCUUCAUUGUGAGAUCUUAACACAUUAUGGCACUGAGCACCAUUUUAACUCCUUUUUUUCCACACACUCCAAAUGUAUUUAAUAUUUUCAAACAUUUGACUUCUACCAGUAUCGCUUGUGAUUAAAUAUAAAUUUCCUAAAAUUGCUUCCUAAACUUGUAGAACGCCAGUAAAUAAAGUUAAGAUUAUAUUAGUU